AUGACUUCUUCUAUCCUAGUCUUUGCCUUAGCUUUGGUAACACUCGCUGCUAGUCUCGCUGGCAAUCCCAAUCCAUCACAAGUUAGAGGAAUUGCCCUGGUCUUCCCUCCUGCAACUUGGGCAACACUGAUCACCCAAACUGCUGCCGAGGAGGUGUUCGAAACCCUCCCUUCUGAACAGCAGGCCAAUUAUUUAUUUUUUGAAUCAGUUACCACACCUUUAUUUUUUGGAUUCUUUAUAUUUCAAAUUCUCUUCUAUUCGCUCAUGACCUUGCUCGUCGAAAGGAUUAUGUGGAGUGUGGAUCGAAAAUAUACCACACUUAAUCCUUCUGAAAGCAUUGCUCUGCGUGUUACCAAUCUUUCCAAGACGUUCGCCCUUCCUCGAAAAUGGUAUUGGCCUUUAAGUCGACCCCAGGCAGAGAUGCCGGCCGUCGAUAAUGUAAGCCUCGAAGUCGCUGAAGGUGCUAUCACAUUUCUUUUGGGACCGAAUGGUGGUGGAAAAACUUCCUUUUUAAAAUGUGUCUCUGGUAUGGCUUCUGUCGAUCAUGGUUCUCAGAUUGCGUUGAAGUCAGAGAAUGAAGACUUCGGAAUAUGCCCGCAAAAUAAUAUCUUCUGGGGGUCACUCACUGUGAAAGAACAUAUCCAAAUAUGGCGAAAGCUUCGAAAUGCUGCAUCUGGGAUCGGAUCGAACGAUGACGAAGAUGUUAUAGAUGAGUGCGAUCUCACCGAAAAAUCUGGAGCAGCAGCCAAGACAUUGAGUGGCGGUCAGAAAAGAAAAUUACAGUUGGCAAUGGCAUUUGCGGGAGGAUCGAAGAUGGUGUGCAUUGACGAAGCUUCCAGCGGAUUAGAUCCGUUGUCACGACGCAAUAUAUGGGACAUUAUUACAAAAGGAAAAGGCCGGCGAACAACCUUGAUUACAACGCAUUUUUUAGACGAGGCCGAUGUACUAGCAGAUCAUAUUUUUAUCCUAUAUCAAGGCCGUGUUGUUUGUCAAGGUCCGAGUACUGGCCUAAAAGACCAAUAUGGGGAUGGCUACCGGGUAACCAGUAUCACAAAUUCAGAUACGCAUCAAUCUACUAUCUGGAAACUGAGCAAUUCUACCGAGGCGACACGCAAGGUUAUUGAAUUGGAAAGUGCAAACGAAUUGUGCGAGGUCGUAUMCCCGACACUGGAACAGGCUUUUCUUAGAGUCACCUCAGGCUCCAUAGAAGCACGACGUGUUGAUGUCGAUGGAAUGAUUGGAGACGAAAUGACACAUACAACGCUGAGCAAUGAAAUUUCCGAAACUGUUGAAGAAGAGUUUCGUGAUUUUCCAAAUCUAGACCUUGAAACUGGCAGCUCCUUUUCGGGAACUUUGCAGGACCAGAUUCUCGUGAAUAGUUUGUCUUCCUUUCUCGACCAAUACGAUAGCACAGACCGCGAGUCAUCUGCUCAGCUUAUCCUGACCAAUGUGGAUAGAGUAGUAGAUGAAAAUGAUCUUAUUAAAACUAUAGAAGAUGCCGAAGGAUUCAUUGGAUUUGGGUUAUGGUCUCCAGAACCGGGAACGAAUACAUUUUUUCAUGCGGCUAGUCCGUACGGAAUCGUAUAUACAUCCCUUCAGAAUGGGCUUGCCCUGACUUCUCCUGGGGCAAACCUUGCGCGUGCUUUAUGGCUGUCGAUGAAUACAUUCGACAUUCUUUGCGGAAAAUUCGGUAUUGAUGAAGUCUCCAACCCCAUCGCCUUCUCCCGAUAUGGCGGUGUCUAUUUCAAUCUUGUUCUACAGAUUCGGCCAAGAUCCUGGAUCGUGAUCGGCGGAUAUAGACAUGAAGAUACGAAACACAAGAUCAAAGACGAUGAUGAGAUUCCUUUACGAAUCAUUGGUACUAAAGAAUAUGCUUCAGGAAACGCACCAGAGAUCGGUCUUCCUAACGAAGCAAUGUUACGUAUCUCACAGGUAACCAAGCAGUUCGGUCUAACUCCAGCUUUGCAAGAUAUAUCCUUUGAUAUAUCGACGAAUGAAACAAUGGCAUUACUGGGAGGUAAUGGGGCAGGCAAGACUACUCUUUUUAACAUGAUUCGAGGGGAACUAAAACCAGAUCAUGGAAACAUCCACGUGAAUAGAAUAUCGGUUGUGGAACAAACACGCAAGGCUCGGAUGUACAUCGGGGUGUGUCCCCAAGAAGAUGCCGUUGACAAUCUCACUGUCCAACAGACACUUACAUUCUACGCUUCAGUGAAAGGACUCAGAAAUGUGCAGAGCAAUGUAACUCAGGUACUAACGGCUCUUGAUAUUGUUCAGUUCAAAAACCAUGCACAUAGAGCGCUGAGUGGUGGUACCAAGCGUAAACUAACGGUCGCCAUUGCACUCCUGGGUAACCCACGGCUCCUACUACUCGACGAACCAUCCACCGGACAAGAUGCAGGAGCUAAACGUGUUCUGUGGCAAGCUCUGAGGCGUGUGAGUAAGCACCGCGCUAUCUUGCUCACUACCCACAGCAUGGAAGAAGCUGAAGCACUAGCAAGCAAAGUCGCCAUUAUAUCUACACGUAUGCUCGCUGCAGGAUCACUCUCAGGUUUACAAGAGACAUACGGCAACUUUUUCAAAAUCAGAGCCCUUAGAUUGGAUACCGUCGACAAAUACGUGACCGAGACAGAAGUGAGAGCAGUUCUUGGACAGUGGAAUAUAGAAAUCGUGAAUUAUUGGGAUGCAGGUGGUCUCGUCCAAUUCCACACUACCUUCGAUCGAACAGCACUAGGAAAGACCAUGGUCGGAAUGGAGUGUCUCGGUCGAUUAGUCGGCGCGGAUGACGGGUUGACAGGGAUUCCCACCGUGCCCUUCACAAAAUCCGCCGGGGAAGAGAUUUUCAAAUUACAAGAUGUUCAGGUGAUUCUUGUUGAUCCAGAAUAUGCAUUGACAAGCGACACCCGGGGCAUGACUCUGAUUCCGCCGACAUUGCUUGAUUUUGCUACGAAGUUUACGGAAGACCUCAACUCCUACCUCCAGGAAAACCAGGGCAAUAUCAACGUUUCGGUUCAUACUAGCGAGAUGUUACCUGAAAAAGGCUAUAUAUAUCUCACCAUUGGCAGUCCAGGAGACUUUCUUGAUGCUGCCUCACGGGAAACGCCUGAAGGAUACACGCUCUCCAUCACGCAGACAGGUAUUACUAUCACUGGUGCUAGCCCUUUGGGUGUCUGGUGGGGAACUCGCACAGUCCUGCAACAAGCUGCUCUCAAUCAUGAUGAAUUGCUUCUUGGGACUGGCACCGACGCACCAGGCUGGGGGAUUCGGGGUGCCAUGCUUGAUGUCGGGCGUCACUAUUAUCCACCGUCAUUCCUGAUCGAGAUAUGCUCAUACCUGUCUUUUUUCAAGCAAAACACCUUCCACCUCCAUCUCAGCGAUAAUUUGUAUAACAAUGUGGACAUAUACUCUUAUGAACGCCAAAUGGAUCUGUACUCCACGUUCCGGCUACGUUCUGAAGAUCCAGUUGUUGCGGGUCUGAACAAGAAAGCCAACGAGUCGUAUACUUGGCAGGAUUUUAACAACAUUCAGCGGGAAUGUGCAGCACGAGGGGUAACAAUUGUCCCCGAACUAGAAGCGCCCGGUCACGCUUUAGUGAUUACUCAGUGGAAACCUGAAUUGGGCAUGUCCUCUGAUAUGUCACUGCUAAAUAUCAGCACUUCAAACACGAUCCCUACCAUGGAGGAGAUUUGGAAAGUUUUUCUGCCAUGGUUUCAUAGCAAGACGGUGCACAUCGGUGCCGAUGAAUAUGUUGAUGCGUCGCUAACAAAGGAUGCACUAGUAGGGGAAUACAAUACGUUUGUGAAUGCUAUGAACAGGUUCAUGGGGACGAGUGCAAAUAAAUCCAUACGUAUUUGGGGUACAUUCCCACCUUCAAGCGAUUACAGUAAUAAUAUUGCAACGAAUGUGUCGAUUCAGCACUGGGAGUUCUUCGAAGAUAAUCCGUACUACGACUACAUUGCGAAUAGAUAUCAGGUACUUAACUCGGACGACGCAUUCUAUGUUGUCAAUAAGUAUUCUGGCAGUUACCCACAGGCAAUCAAUCUCACACGCGUGUUCUAUGGUGCACCAAAUGGUGAGCCCUAUGCUCCAAACAUUUUCGACACAAGUAAUGCGACCAACAACCCUCCGCGAGAUAAUCCGCUAGUACUUGGCCAUGUUGCUGCAUUAUGGAAUGAUUAUGGACCCAAUGCCACCGUUUAUAGCGAAGCGUACUAUGCCUGGCGGGAAGGGUUGCCAGCGUUGGCAGAUAAGCAAUGGGGCGGAACGCUUCUGGAAGACGAAUACAAUGCAAUCUUCGCCACCUUGCACGCGUCUGUUCCUGGGCAAAAUCUAGAUCGCAGCAUCGCUUCUGAAUCGAGCACUAUUCUGUCCUACUCCUUUCAAAACCAGCCCCAUCUCCCAAUAGUUAUAGACUCCUCGGGCAACAAAUAUGAUGGUAUAACUGAUUGCCAGGUUGUCGAUGACACGCUUGCACUAACACCUCACUGCUCCUUGAGCACCCCGCUUUCUUCCAAGGGACGCAAUUACACUCUAUCGUUCUCUAUCUAUCCGACCAGCCACACCUCAGGAGCCAUCUUUUCAGGAGCGGAUUCUACACUUCUGGCCGGCUACGAAAGCAUUAGUAAUAUCACGCUUCUCGCCUCAGGCAAUCUAUACACGUUGAACUACUCCCUGCCAUUAAAUACGUGGACCAACGUAAGUCUGAUCGGCGAAGGGAAUGCAACAUACUUUGUUGUAGAGGAAGGAAACGAGAAAGAUGUCAAGCAAAUGGAGUUUCUAACCAAGACGGGGAUUAAUGGGGAAUUCUUUGUCUGGAGAGAGAUUGCAGUGGAGGCUCCCUUAGCAACAAUUGGAGGUGCAGGCUUUGAAGGUUUGCUGAAAGACGUUGUGCUUUUUAAUUGA
Talaromyces amestolkiae is the source of this 4902-nucleotide messenger RNA. RefSeq lists its product as uncharacterized. The record is from RefSeq and is a predicted model, not a curated record. The transcript is spliced from 10 exons. Gene Ontology annotation, cellular component: membrane; intracellular membrane-bounded organelle. NCBI's taxonomy places the organism in Eukaryota, Fungi, Ascomycota, Eurotiomycetes, Eurotiales, Trichocomaceae. Gene Ontology annotation, biological process: carbohydrate metabolic process; lipid transport; transmembrane transport. The coding region runs from base 1 to 4902 and encodes 1633 amino acids. Gene Ontology annotation, molecular function: beta-N-acetylhexosaminidase activity; ABC-type transporter activity; ATP hydrolysis activity.